AUGACAAUAUGCAACAACUUGCGGUUUGCGCUGUCUUCUGUGACCUCAUGGUGCUCGAUUGACGGUGACUUCGACUACACACUAUUUUGGCAAAGCAUCGUAGACUUCUUCAAAAGGCCCCCUGGUCGAACAGCGCAGCAGAGGGUCAAGCGACUCCUGGCAUGGUGGACGAGGUGCAUUCUUUAUACACUCAGCAGUCCUUAA
This is a messenger RNA of Suillus clintonianus, 204 nucleotides long. RefSeq lists its product as uncharacterized. The transcript has a single exon. Lineage: Eukaryota; Fungi; Basidiomycota; Agaricomycetes; Boletales; Suillaceae. The record is from RefSeq and is a predicted model, not a curated record. Bases 1 to 204 code for a protein of 67 amino acids.